Molecule: messenger RNA, 3819 nt
Organism: Erigeron canadensis
Lineage: Eukaryota; Viridiplantae; Streptophyta; Magnoliopsida; Asterales; Asteraceae
Product: DNA polymerase I B, chloroplastic/mitochondrial
Exons: 12
Coding region: 197-3493 (1098 amino acids)
Biological process (GO): DNA-templated DNA replication; double-strand break repair
Molecular function (GO): DNA-directed DNA polymerase activity; DNA binding; 3'-5' exonuclease activity
Source: RefSeq, a predicted model, not a curated record
UCGCAAAAACAAACAAGGGUUUAAGAAAUUCACUCAUUAUCUCUGGUACCCACAUGGGGUUUUCAUUUACAGACAACAAAACCCUAUAAAAACCCUAAUAAUAAUAAUACAAAAACUUAUCAAGACGGCUGCUUUAUCACUCACCAGGAAACUUGGCCUUAAACGGCAGUCGUUUCAGUUUCCAGAAACAACUGUAAUGGCUUUCACAACACCUACUAAUAGUUUCAAGAAACCCCCUUCUUGUUACUGGUUUAGUCAUUCUUGCCCCGGGGUUUCUUCUGCUUCUGCUACUAACAGGUCUUUAUGGAGCUCAUCAAAAACUACUAAACCCCUUUAUAGGUGGCAAGUUCAAAUUCCCCAUAGUACAAAAGGCCGUUUUUGCAAUGCUGCCAUGGUUUUUAGACAAUUUGGAUUUAACUCAUGGUCAAAUAUGAGUACCAUGUCUUUUGAUGAAAGUCAAAGAUAUGUAAAUAUGACACAUUAUCAAUCAUGUGCUGACUUUAGGCUUCUUGUGGAUUCAAACAGAGGUGAUUCAUAUGCGCGAAUGGUGCCACGUGGCACUAAAGAUGGAGUCCCCGGAAAUACAUGCAUUACUCCGUUUAGGAGACAAGACCCACCAAAGCCAACAUGGAAUCAAGCAACACGAGAGUUAAAAAUUAUGAAGGAGGAAACGUCCAAGAAAGUGAGCCUUGCAGUCCCUAAUGUUCAGUAUGCAGGAACUAUCAUAACUGAGUCUCAUAAACAUGAGACUGAAGUCAAAGGUGAGUAUGAGAAGUUCCAAAGUGAACCCUCAAGUCAGUCAUCUAAUGGAAAUUUUCCGAGUCAAAAACGGUUGGACUCAAAACAAAAGUUUUCAGAAGAUACAGUUGUGAAUGGUGUCCACAUAAAGGAUUUGCAAUUUAAGAGUCGGUUAGUGGGAAGACGUGAGAAAAGCUCUAUAGAUACCGGUAGCGAUCUGAGUGAAUCAUACAACCUACCUACGGAUUUUAACCACCAAAAGGACUUAGAAUCAAAGAGUCAGUUAGUGGGACAUCCCGAGAAAUCUGUGAAUAAUGUUAAUGAUUUCAAUGAAACAUACAUUGUACCAAUAGAUUCUAAGUGCACAACUAAUUUACAGAAUAGGCUUAAGAGCAUUUAUGACAAGGUUCUUGUAGUUGAUAACAUCUCCAUAGCCAAAGAAGUAGUGAAAAAACUCACGACUCAGUACCGCCAUCUAGUCCAUGCUUGUGAUACCGAGGUGGCUUCCAUUGAUGUUAAACUAGAAACUCCAGUAAAUCAUGGAGAAGUUAUAUGCUUCAGCAUUUACUCCGGGCAUGAAGCGGAUUUUGGAAACGGCAAAUCUUGUAUUUGGGUUGAUGUUUUAGAUGGUGGCGGCAAGCAUAUAUUGGAUAUAUUCUCACCUUUCUUUGAAAACCCCAUGAUUAAAAAGGUUUGGCAUAACUAUAGUUUUGAUAACCAUGUUAUAGAGAAUUAUGGCCUGAAACUUUCUGGUUUUCAUGCUGAUACAAUGCACAUGGCUCGAUUAUGGGAUUCUUCAAGACGUAUGUCAGGUGGAUAUUCUCUAGAAGCGCUUACCAGUGAUGUAAAAGGAAUCAUGUCAGGAGCUGAUUUAGGUCCCAAUGAAGAGUUAAUUGGGAAAGUAUCAAUGAAAACUAUUUUUGGGAGAAGAAAACUUAAAAAGGAUGGUUCAGAGGGAAAGGUUGUCAUUAUUCCUCCUGUUGAAGAGCUUCAGAGGUUCGAACGAGAACCAUGGGUUUGCUACUCGGCUUUGGAUUCAAUAAGCACUCUCAAGCUGUAUGAAAGAUUAAAAAGCAAAUUAUCGAAUAGAGAGUGGAAGUUCAAUGGAGUUACAAAAGGAACACUAUUCGACUUUUAUGAACAAUAUUGGCGCCCGUUUGGUGAGCUUUUGGUAAAAAUGGAAACCAAUGGGAUGUUUGUUGAUCGGGCCUAUCUUAAAGAGAUUGAGAAGGUUGCUAAAGUUGAACAAAAGAUAGCUGCUGACAGAUUCCGUAACUGGGCAUCAAAAUUGUGUCCAGAUGCUAAAUUCAUGAAUGUGGGAAGUGAUACACAGUUACGCCAGCUCUUUUUUGGUGGCAUUAUAAAUAGCAAAGAUCCUAGUCAAUCCUGGCCAUUGGAGAAAGAGUUCAAAGUUCCUAAUGUUGAUAACAUUAUCGAAGAAGGCAAAAAAACUGCCACUAAGUUCCGUAAAAUUAAACUAAGUACGAUUUGUUCCGGUCUAGAAACUGAAACAUACACUGCAUCGGGGUGGCCUUCCGUUAGCGGAGCUGUUUUAAAGACUCUCGCUGGGAAGAUAUCAAUGGAUUAUGAUAUUAUAGAUGAAGAGGAGGAAAACGAUGAUGAUCUGGACAGUGCUGAGCUGGUAGAUAAAAAGCGGGAAACUUACACGAACAAUACAGACGCUGCUUAUGGAACUGCUUAUGCUGCCUUUGGAGGGGGAUAUGCAGGACAGGAGGCAUGCCAUGCCAUUGCUGCUUUAUGUGAAGUUUGCUCUAUAGACUCUCUGAUAUCUAACUUCAUCCUCCCUUUACAGGGCAGCCAUAUAUCUGGCAGAAAUGGGCGUAUUCAUUGUUCACUAAAUAUCAACACAGAAACAGGGCGUUUGUCAGCCAGGAGACCAAAUCUGCAGAACCAGCCUGCUUUAGAAAAGGACAGAUACAAGAUCCGCCAGGCAUUUAUAGCAACACCAGGAAACUCUCUUAUUGUUGCUGAUUAUGGGCAGUUGGAACUGCGGAUUCUUGCACACCUAGCCAACUGUAAGAGCAUGCUGGAUGCUUUCGAAGCUGGUGGAGAUUUCCAUUCAAGAACUGCAAUGAACAUGUAUCCUUACAUCCGCGAGGCAAUUGACAGAGAAGAGGUUCUUCUUGAGUGGCAUCCUCAACCUGGUCAAGAAACUCCCCCUGUUCCUCUCCUGAAGGAUAAGUAUGCUUCUGAAAGAAGAAAAGCAAAGAUGCUCAAUUUUUCUAUUGCAUAUGGGAAAACCCCGGUUGGGCUUGCACGUGAUUGGAAGGUUUCAGUAAAUGAAGCUAGAGAAACAGUUGCUCGAUGGUAUGCAGGUAGAGAAGAAGUUCUUAAGUGGCAAGAAGCACGUAAAAAGGAAGCUCGUACAAUUGGAUGUGUAUAUACAUUGCUAGGACGUGCACGCACUUUCCCAUCCACAAAAACUGCCGGUGCAUCUCAUAGAGGUCACAUUGAACGUGCUGCCAUCAAUACUCCCGUCCAGGGUAGUGCUGCUGAUGUUGCUAUGUGUGCCAUGUUAGAAAUAGCUAAGAACACUCGUCUCAAAGAUCUAGGGUGGAAACUGCUUUUACAGGUUCAUGAUGAAGUAAUUUUGGAAGGGCCGACGGAGUCGGCAGAGGUUGCGAAAGCAAUAGUUGUGGAAUGCAUGUCAAAACCCUUUGAUGGCAAGAACAUUCUUAAAGUUGGCCUAUCGGUUGAUGCGAAAUUUGCUGAAAGUUGGUACGCUGCCAAGUAGAAAUUGAAUAGCAUGGUUCCGAAACCCUACACUGCGCAUUUGACAUCUGUUGGCUGCUGGUUAAAGUUUUGGACUCCACUUAAUAUUCUGAAUUUCUCUGUGAUGACAAAUUGACCUGUCAAGAAGAUUUGCGGCUUUAACCAAUGACUCUGGUCUCUUUGGAACUUGAUUGGCAAUUUUGCUGCCUGUAGAAUAGUUCUGGUUUUGCAAAGAUCCUUUUAUUGUAUAUAUAGCUUUUGGAAUCUAGGUAAGUAUGUAACUCGAGUGCCAAGUGUACAAAAGAUGUUAAAAGCAGUUUUUCUAUGGCAUCCAUGGUUUUGUUUCAA